Messenger RNA from Peronospora matthiolae, 1209 nucleotides. NCBI's taxonomy places the organism in Eukaryota, Oomycota, Peronosporomycetes, Peronosporales, Peronosporaceae. The record is from the annotation of a GenBank genome assembly.
AUGCGUCUGUACCCUCUCGCACUCGUGUUUUCUACUGUGACCCUCACCCGCAAUACGGAUUCCUCGCGGGUACGUGGUUUGUCAGUGGCCGAGCGGCCAUCGGGGAGGUUACAUGGGACCAUGACUGCAGAGGAGAGAGCGCAACCUCUAGCGCUUGGAGCGGAUGAAGGAGUGAUCAAGACGGCAGCUGCUGCGUUGGUGGCCAGCUUGCACUCCCAUGAUGCAGACGCCCCCGAGCCACUGACCAAUCUUGUCAAGACACACUUGACGUCUAUCGACAUGGAGGCUAUUGAGCUUCAUCUCAAGAGGUUAUGCGGGGGACAUGAAGCUACGCCCCCUGUAACCUCCGCGGGGGUUCUUGAAUAUCAACGGGGGUAUCAUCAAAUGAUAAGUGGGAGUGAGCACACGAGAGACGAGGUGAUUACAGUGGUUCGUAAAUCCGUCGAGGCUCAUCAGCUGCAGAUAGCCAAUGAUAUGGAGGCGACGCGAAAGAAGUGGAUAUCAGUCGAACGAGACCCUGACUACGUCUUCAAGGAGUUGUCUAUUGCAGGAAAUGGCGACGUAAACUGUUUUGCAUCGCCAAACCUCGGGGUGCUGAAGGAGUACAUCCGCCAGUACAAUCACCUCAUGCAUACCGAGAUUCGGUUAGUCGACACGUUCAUUAAUGGCUUCGGUGGUGAGGAUAAACUCGCAGUUGUAUUGUCGACUGUGAAGCUCAGUCCUAUCUAUCGGUUCCAAGCGCAGGACAUGCAAGAGAGGCUGUUUGAAAAGCUGAUAUGGCGUAAAUUGAAUAUCGACGGUUUUGCUGAUAGCCUGGGGAUGUCAGCAGAUACAAAGCGUGUGUUGGCGUAUCAGUACCUGGAAGCGGUCACCGCAUAUGCCUUAGCGUACGACAAAGCGCAUAAGAAGCAAACCGAUAUCUGCGUCUAUUUGAUAGGAAAGCUCGGCGACGCUGAUUUCGCACUGCGGAUUGGAUACGCGAAGUUCGUGAGCACAUCCUUCGCAAACAAGUUGGAGAAGAAGCUGUUUCGCAGGUGGGAAAUACUAGGUGCGCCGCGCAUCGAUCCCAGCCCAAUUGAAGCUGAUGAGAAGGUCAUGGACUCGAUGAAAGAAAGGUACGUCACGUUUCACGAUAAGAAUGUGGCUCUCUCGCGUCCGGCGGUUCUUCACAGCUUUUUCCCUCAUCCGUCACGUGCAAACCGGAGAUAA